AUGGCAGCAGUUACUUCAUUUCAUUCAUUCACCGUGAACUGUAACUUGGGAGCCUUCUUUAGAAUGAAGAGGAGCCGUUUACCUUGCAUGAAUGAAGUUCUCCAGUCCUCACCUGCAGUGAAACAGCCAAAACUUGGGUGCUGUCCUUCUCUCAGCCAGACUCACAUGUGUGCUGCUCUUCUGGACUGGGGGAAUUUGCCUCACCACGUAGUGUUACGCGUGUUUCAGUAUCUUCCUUUAAUAGAUCGAGCCCGGGCAUCUUCUGUCUGUAGGAGAUGGAAUGAAGUUUUCCACAUACCUGACCUUUGGAGAAAGUUUGAGUUUGAGCUGAACCAGUCAGCUACUUCAUAUUUUAACUCCACUCAUCCUGAUCUCAUUCAGCAGAUCAUUAAAAAGCAUGCUGCCCAUCUCCAGUAUGUCAGCUUUAAGGUUGAUAGUAGUACUGAGUCAGCAGAAGCUGCCUGUGAUAUACUCUCUCAGCUGGUAAAUUGUUCUAUCCGGACUUUGGGCUUAAUUUCAACAGCCAAGCCAAGUUUUAUGAGUAUGUCAAAGUCUCAUUUUGUGUCAGCACUUACAGUUCUUUUUGUUAACUCAAAAUCAUUGUCAUCAAUCAAAAUUGAAGACACGCCAGUGGAUGAUCCUUCUUUGAGCAUUCUUGUGGCCAAUAAUAGUGAUACUCUAAGACGCCUAAAAAUGAGUAGCUGUCCUCAUGUUUCAUCUGAUGGAAUCCUUUGUGUAGCUGAUCAUUGUCAAGGUCUUAGAGAACUGGCAUUGAAUUAUUACAUGCUAAGUGAUGAACUUCUCCUGGCGCUUUCAAAUGAGACUCAUGUUAACCUUGAGCAUCUUCGAAUAGAUGUUGUGAGUGAAAAUCCUGGACAAAUUGAAUUUCAUUCUAUUAAAAGACAAAGUUGGGAUGCACUUACUAAACACUCUCCUGGAGUGAAUGUUGUUAUGUACUUCUUUUUAUAUGAAGAGGAAAUGGAGACGUUCUUCAGAGAAGAAACCCCUGUUACUCAUCUUUAUUUUGGUCAUUCAGUCAGCAAAGAGAUUCUAGGACGGCUAGGUCUUAACUGUCCCCGACUAAUAGAGUUAGUUGUAUGUGCUAAUGGUCUUCAGGUCAUUGAUAAUGAACUUAUUUGUAUUGCUGAACACUGUAAAAACUUAACAGCCUUGGGCCUCCGUGAAUGUGAAGUUAGCUGCAGUGCAUUCAUUGAGUUUGUGAGACUGUGUGGGAGAAAGCUAACCCACCUCUCUAUCAUGGAGGAAGUUUUGAUACCUGAUGAUGUUUAUAGCCUAGAUGAAAUUCACACUGAAGUCUCCAAAUACCUGGGAAGAAUAUGGUUUCCUGAUGUCAUGCCUCUCUGGUAA
This is a messenger RNA of Rangifer tarandus platyrhynchus (Svalbard reindeer), 1368 nucleotides long. Lineage: Eukaryota; Metazoa; Chordata; Mammalia; Artiodactyla; Cervidae. The record is from the annotation of a GenBank genome assembly.